Molecule: messenger RNA, 1512 nt
Organism: Lodderomyces margitis
Lineage: Eukaryota; Fungi; Ascomycota; Pichiomycetes; Serinales; Debaryomycetaceae
Gene: THR4
Product: threonine synthase
Exons: 1
Coding region: 1-1512 (503 amino acids)
Biological process (GO): L-threonine biosynthetic process
Molecular function (GO): threonine synthase activity; pyridoxal phosphate binding
Source: RefSeq, a predicted model, not a curated record
AUGUCGUCCCAAGUAUACAGAUCAACCAGAUCUGACAAGCCAGAAGAGUUAUCAUUUGAAGAUGUUGUAAUGACUGGGUUGGCCCCUGAUGGUGGUCUCUACUUACCGUCGGAGAUCCCCAAAUUACCAUCUGAUUUUCUUGAUACAUGGAAGAACUUGUCGUUUAACGAGUUGGCAUUUGAGAUCAUGAGAUUGUAUAUCAACGAAAACGAAAUUCCAAAUGCUGAUUUAAAAGACUUGAUCAAAAAGUCUUACUCAACUUUCAGAUCGGCAGAUGUUACACCAUUGAGGAAGCUCGACGACAAGUUGUACUUGUUAGAGUUGUUUCACGGGCCUACAUAUGCGUUUAAAGAUGUGGCCUUGCAAUUUGUCGGUAAUUUGUUUGAAUACUUUUUGACAAGGAGAAACAGUAAAAAAGCCGAGGGAGAGACAAGAGAUAUCAUAACAGUUGUUGGUGCCACCUCCGGUGAUACGGGUUCGGCUGCCAUUUACGGAUUGAGAGGAAAACAGGACGUGUCUGUAUUUAUCUUGUACCCUACAGGAAGAAUCAGUCCUAUACAGGAGGAGCAAAUGACUACUGUUGAGGACUCAAAUGUCCAUACUUUAUCGGUCAAGGGGACCUUUGACGAUUGCCAGGAUAUAGUCAAGCUGAUUUUUGGUGACAAAGAGUUCAAUGACAAGUAUCAUGUUGGUGCCGUCAACUCAAUCAACUGGGCAAGGAUAUUGGCACAACAAACCUACUACUUUUACUCCUUUUUCCAAUUGCAAAAGAAAGUUGAAGGAAAAGUGAGAUUCGUUGUUCCAUCAGGAAACUUUGGCGACAUCUUGGCUGGGUAUUACGCGUACAAGAUGGGCUUACCAGCUGACAAAUUAAUCAUUGCUACUAACGAAAAUGACAUUUUGGACAGGUUCAUGAAGACGGGAGAGUACGCAAAACAGCAAGAAGUGGGUGUGAAGGCCACUUAUUCACCAGCCAUGGAUAUUUUGAUUUCCUCUAAUUUUGAGAGGUUAUUGUGGUACUUGAUAAGGGACAAUGUAGCCGAAGGCAAUGAUGAAAAGGCUGGUGCUGUAUUGAAUGACUGGAUGAAGCAGUUGAAAGAAAACGGCAAGUUUACCGCCCCACAGGAGGUGGUGGAAAAAGCCAGAUUGAUCUUUGAUUCUGACAGAGUUGACAAUGAGGACACAAUCGAGACCAUCAAACAGGUUUACUCAACCAGUCCAGAAAAAUACGUUAUCGAUCCACACACAUCUGUCGGUGUCAAGACAUCUCACAGAUUUAUCGAAAAAGACCAUGAACCUAUACAGUACAUAUCACUUUCAACGGCCCACCCUGCUAAGUUUUCGGAGGUUGUCAACAAAGCCCUUCAGGGUUUUGAUGGUUACUCUUUUGAGAAGGAUGUGUUACCAGAUGAGUUGAAGCAAUUGAGCACCAAGGAAAAGAGAAUCAAACUUAUUGACGAACCAAGCAUCGAGAAGGUGAAACAAGCUAUUAAAGAUGAAUUAAAAUUUUAA